AUGAAAAGUUCUGUCCAAACAGCAAUCGAGGAAAAGAAAGAAGAGCUCCUGCAGCUCAAAGUGCUUAACAAGUACACAUAUGAUCUUGUUUUGCAACUUGAGGAAAUUCAGGAAAAACUCCUGACCAUGGGCGACGGAGUGGAAAGUGUUGCUCUAAUCUUGUCAAAUUGGCAAAACGUCAUCAACUCAAUCAGUUUAGCGUCUAUGGGCGUCCUUAAAUACUCUUCAAAAGAUUAUAAGGAUAAACAGCCUUUGCCAGAGACGUUGGUGAGAAUCAAGCUAGACAAGAACUCUGAGGAGACAGAGACCUAA
This is a messenger RNA of Candidozyma haemuli, 312 nucleotides long. It is a transcript of the gene DAD2, whose product is annotated as Dad2p. Gene Ontology annotation, cellular component: mitotic spindle midzone; mitotic spindle; DASH complex. The record is from RefSeq and is a predicted model, not a curated record. Lineage: Eukaryota; Fungi; Ascomycota; Pichiomycetes; Serinales; Metschnikowiaceae. The transcript has a single exon. Gene Ontology annotation, biological process: attachment of spindle microtubules to kinetochore; mitotic cell cycle. Bases 1 to 312 code for a protein of 103 amino acids.